Centruroides sculpturatus (bark scorpion) is the source of this 3441-nucleotide messenger RNA. It is a transcript of the gene Ube4A, whose product is annotated as ubiquitin conjugation factor E4 A-like. Lineage: Eukaryota; Metazoa; Arthropoda; Arachnida; Scorpiones; Buthidae. The coding region runs from base 107 to 3265 and encodes 1052 amino acids. The record is from RefSeq and is a predicted model, not a curated record. Gene Ontology annotation, cellular component: cytoplasm; nucleus; ubiquitin ligase complex. The transcript has 18 exons. Gene Ontology annotation, molecular function: ubiquitin-ubiquitin ligase activity. Gene Ontology annotation, biological process: protein polyubiquitination.
AAACCAGAGGUCGCUGCAAUUAAUCAAACGCAGAAGAAGUUGGAAGGAGGAAAGUUUGUAUAUUACAAUAAACAUUCGAACGAAGAUUUCAUAUUAAAGAAGAAAGAUGUCAGAAAGGGAUAUAACAAAAAACCCAUUUGCAGCAUUAUUUCCAUCUCCAGAAGAUGCAAAAAACUUUAGAAAUCUUCAGUCUCAGAUAGAAUUAUCUGCACACAAUAAAGAUAAAGGAAAAAGUCAAACUCUUGGCAAUGAAAAUAAUGUGCAACAAUCAAGCCUUCUUCAAAAUAAUAAUUUAACAAAAGCUAUUGAUAAAUUUCAGUUCAAUUCUAUUUGUGAAGAUGUUUUUAGGAUUACUUUAAACAAAGAUUCUGUAACAAGACCGAAAAGUUGCUUGUAUUUAUCUGAAGUUUCGUCUGCUAUACAAGUCCAAUUAUUUGAUUCUGACAAUUUAGAGCAAGUAAUAUUUGAACGUCUGAUGAUUGAUGAUCCAAGCAAGUUUCUUAUUACGUCAUCAGAUGCAGAUGACGACGAUUAUAAUAAAGAGAAAGCCAUUGAAAAACGCAUUAUUUAUUAUCUGUUUGAUUGCUAUUUUAGAUUAAAAGUUCAUCAUACAAAUUUACUAGAAUCUGAUUCAUACAUUUUAGCAUCUGUUAUAAUUUCUGAUGUCUCGACAGCUCUCUGUCAUCCUGAAUUUUUUUCACAUUCAAAUCCACAUACAGAGCUUAUUGAUUUGUUAAUUGAAAAUCAUGUGGAAUCAGGAAAACCAGAGGUUUUGUCAUCAUUUCUUAUUGCUGUAAGCGAUAAUAUUAAAAACAAAUUUGAAAUUGGGGAAGAUGAAAUUGAUUUGAAAUCUGCUUUUUCUCCAUCAUUUCAUGAAUUAGCACAAAGGCUUCUUAGAAUUUCAGUUGUAGAUUGCAAGAUGCUUCUUCAUAUUGGAAUACUUCAGUAUUUUACCAAAUCUGUCAACUUGUCAUUGGCUAUGAUUGAGUACAGCAUUCCAUCUGAUUUGGGCAGUGCUAGAGCAUACCAGAGUAGUUUAUUAGGUGCUCCAUUAAGUAUAUCCUGUUUGCCUCGUAAAGAAACAGAUGGUUACGAUUUUUUUAACACUCCAUCUCUCUACAGUGCACAAGAACACAGCAUUACUGAACAAAAUUUAUGGAUGCCACUUUCCAGUAUUGCUGAAGAAAUGUAUCAAAUAUUUUAUAAUUUGCUGAGGCAGUCACCAGAAACUAAACACAAAUUACUUACGUGGAUUGGCUGUUGUCUUCAAGCAAAUAAUGAUAGAGCAAAACUUUGGAACAAUCAGCUGCCCGAAAUCUUUGGUAUCGUUCAGUCUUCCGACGGAUUCAUGUUGAAUUUUGGUGCUGUUUUACUAAAGCUGUGUAGUCCUUUCAGCCAACCUUUCUCUCCCAAACUUCUAAAAAUCAAUCCAACGUAUUGUGCCGCUCGUGCUUUAAACAAUGAAGAUGCCAGGGAAAGAUCUAUUCACUUAAAAGAUUUAAAUAAAGAAACAUUUGUCAUUCCCUCCGAAGAGAAUGAAUUGCCAGAUGUUCAGAAUACAAAAUAUAACUUUCCUACGGAAUGUUUUUUUGCCACUCACCGUGCUCUUGCUCUGGGAUUUCACGUAGUUCACGAGCGUUUAGUUAAAUUGAGCCAAGAAUUGGGCAGAAUUCAAAGGGUGUAUGAAGAAGCCAGAAUUCAGGGUGGGGAAUCUGCAGAUGUAGUUCAGAGAAUUAAGGAAAACAUGGAUAAAGGAAUGACCAAAUUCUUAUCUGUGAAAGCUGCCCUUCUGGAACCACAGACCUUGGAUUCCAUGCUGAAGUUCCACAUAGCGACUGCCACCUGGUUAAUAAAUGUGGCAACAAAUUUUGAUCACUCGCAGUUUAAAUCUCUAACUCUACCAUUACAGAGUGAAGUACCUUGUCAUCUUCGCACCAUCCCAGAGUUUAUUAUUGAGAAUAUUGCUGAUUGUGUUUUAUUCAUUCAUCGAUUUAGUUCAAAAACAUUUGAGAUUUCUGGAGCAGUUUUGGAUCAUUUGAUUACUUUGGUCCUGGUGUUUAUGGGAAGUCCAGAACGAAUGAAAAAUCCCCAUAUGAGAGCCAGACUGUCCGAAUUAUUAGAAGCACUAAUGCCUGCCAAAGAGGGAGAACAUUAUAAUACAUUAAUACCAUGCGUUUAUAGGGAGCGUUUAUUUAAGGAGCACCCAUACAUUUCGGAGCUUGUACCCACUCUGCUUCACGUGUUCGUCAGCAUCGAAAUGACAGGGCAGAGCGUGGCCUUUGAAGAGAAAUUUCAGUAUCGAAGACCAAUGUAUUUAGUUUUAGAUUACAUUUGGGGCAUUGAUGUACACAAAGAGAAAAUGAAGCAAUUAGCCAAGGAGGCUGAAGAACUGAUCGAAUCGGCUCAUCCUCCAUUGUUUUUAAGGUUCAUCAAUCUUCUAAUUAACGAUGCUAUAUUUUUAUUAGACGAAGCUCUGUCGUACAUGAGCAAGUUGAGAGAGCAGCAACAACAAAGGGACAACGGAGAAUGGGCCUCCCUACCUUCCAUGACACGACAGCAAAACGAGGCAAAUUUUCAGCACAUGGGUCUGUUGGCCAGAUUCCACAACGUCAUGAGCAACGAAACCAUUCACACCCUUCAGUGGCUGACCUCCGAAAUCACCUCCAUUUUCUGUCAUCCCACCAUCGUCGACCGCAUAACCGCCAUGCUUAAUUACUUCCUCUUAAAUUUGGUGGGACCUCAGAAGAAGAAUUUCAAAGUAAAAGAUUUGAGAGAAUACGAAUUUAAACCCCAGGAACUGGUGAGAGACAUCUGUCGAAUAUAUCUUCAUCUGGGCUCGAGAGACACCAAAGCAGCCAGGGCAUUUAAUUUGGCAGUGAGUAGAGAUGGCAGAUCCUACAGCGAGGAACUAUUUCCUCAGGCUCACGCCGUACUGUUGAAAAUCGGGCAAGUAGUAUUAGCCACCAAGUUAGACGAAUUAGCCUCCAAAAUUCGACAACUGGCGAUAGAACAAAGUAGGGAAGAGGAAACGAUGGAAGACGCACCCGACGAAUUCCUAGACCCCAUUAUGAACACAGUGAUGAGAGAUCCGGUCAGACUUCCUUCGUCCGGAAUUUACGUAGAUCGAGCGACCAUCGCUCGUCAUUUAUUGAGCGAUCAGACGGACCCCUUCAACCGCAGUCCAUUGACAAUGGACAACGUGCAACCCGCAGAAGAAUUGAAAGCGAGGAUCGAACAGUGGCUGAGUCAGAAGAGAGGUGUUUGAAUUGUUUGUUGACUCGAAAGCGUUCACUGCCAGUGAGGAUAAUUUGUAAAUGUUACUGUACAUAAGAAUAUUUAAUUGAAAUCAAACGGAUAUAUUGUUGACAAAUAUCUAUCUGUGAUUAAGUUAUCACUUCUUCACGGUGCCCUUAUAUUUAAAUAAACAUCAGUUUUGUUACA